AUGAUUCCCCAGGUGGAGAGAGAUCCGUCUAUUCAAAUUCGUCUCCCGGAAAGCGGCUGCUCUACUCCAUCUCCGCCUGCUUCGCCUCUUCUCUGCCGGAGCCGUUCAAAAUCCUCCGUACAGCCGAAUCGGACUCUCCCUCACCGCGUCUCUUGGUUCCUCUUAUCGCUUCUUCUCCGUCGUCAGGGGAUUCUACUAGUCGCUCCUCUCAUCUACAUCUUCUGUAUGCUGUUUCACAUGCGCACGGCGUCGUUUGAUCCCGGUCCCUUCAUCAACCGCCGCCCCGCGCCUGGAUCCGUUUACAGAAGCCCGCAGGUUUACGCUAAGCUGCAAGCGGCGAUGGUUGCUGAUAACGCCACGGCUGAUGCGAUAUCAACAAUUUGGAAACGUUCGUAUAAAGGUGUGGAGUGGAAGCCAUGCGUCAACAAGUCUAGUGGAGUUUUGCCUGAGUCAAAUGGUUUCAUAUUCAUUGAGGCAAAUGGAGGUUUGAACCAGCAGCGAACUUCGAUAUGCAAUGCGGUUGCUGUGGCAGGCUACCUUAAUGCGACUCUUGUGAUUCCCAACUUUCACUAUCACAGCAUAUGGAAAGAUCCGAGUAAAUUUGGGGAUAUCUAUGAUGAGGAAUACUUUGUCACUACCUUAGCAAAUGAUGUGCGGGUAGUCGAUACAGUUCCUGAGUACUUAAUGGAGCGUUUUGACUAUAACUUGACCAAAGUGUACAACUUCAGAGUUAAAGCAUGGGCACCCACUCACUAUUACCGGGACUCUGUCCUGCCAAAGCUACUUGAAGAAAAGGUCAUAAGAAUAUCCCCAUUUGCAAAUAGACUUUCGUUUGAUGCUCCGAGACCUGUCCAGAGAUUUCGAUGUUUGGCCAAUAAUGUCGCUUUGCGGUUUGCAAAACCCAUAUUGACCCUAGGAAAAACACUGGUGAAUAAAAUGAAAGAGCUUAGUGCAAACAACGCCGGGAAGUACGUUUCUGUGCAUCUUCGUUUUGAAGAGGAUAUGGUAGCUUUCUCUUGUUGUGUAUUUGAUGGCGGCAACCAAGAAAAACAAGACAUGAUUGCGGCGAGAGAACGGGGGUGGAAAGGGAAAUUCACAAAACCUGGCCGCGUGAUACGACCCGGAGCUAUCAGGCUCAAUGGGAAAUGCCCUUUAACUCCUUUAGAGGUGGGUUUGAUGCUUAGAGGAAUGGGAUUCAACAAAAGCACAUAUAUAUACCUGGCCUCUGGGCCGAUAUAUGGUGCAAAUAGAACUAUGGCUCCACUACUGGAGAUGUUCCCGAAUCUACAGACGAAGGAGAUGCUUGCUUCUGAGGAAGAACUUGCUCCUUUUAAGAACUUCUCCUCGAGAAUGGCUGCACUAGAUUACACAGUGUGUCUCCACAGUGAAGUAUUUGUGACAACACAAGGAGGAAACUUCCCUCAUUUCCUCAUGGGGCAUCGGAGGUACCUGUUUGGAGGACAUUCAAAGACGAUUCGGCCUGACAAGAGAAAGUUAGCCGUACUCUUUGACAAUCCCAAGUUGGGAUGGAGAAGUUUUAAACAUCAAAUGCUAAACAUGAGGUCUCAUAGCGACUCCAAGGGAUUUAAGCUGAAACGAGCUAGUGACUCCAUUUACAUAUUCCCUUGCCCUGACUGUAUGUGCCGCAAGAACAAAACCACGGCAACCACCACAUGACCACAUUGUUGCCAGAGAUUAUGGAAUCUGGUACAUUAUUUAAUUCAUUGUAUUGGUAAAUUCUUUUAGUUUGCUACAUCCAAACAGAGCGAUAGAGAGAGGGGGGCCUCCUAAGAAUUCUCCAUGGGUGAGAUUUUUUUUUGACAAGUUGAAGUUGAUGUAUCUAAAUGAGUUAGGGUAGAAGAAACCUGUCCAAAAAGUUUUGUACAUUAACUGACGGGUUCCUUGUUUUUUCCUCUUAUAAAUUCUUUGAAUGAGCUUUUAAAUU
Messenger RNA from Brassica rapa (field mustard), 1945 nucleotides. RefSeq names its product O-fucosyltransferase 4. Lineage: Eukaryota; Viridiplantae; Streptophyta; Magnoliopsida; Brassicales; Brassicaceae. The record is from RefSeq and is a predicted model, not a curated record.